CCCAUGUUGAUCAGCUGUCCAUUGCGACCUAAGAAACCUAUAAAGUGUUGAAGGGGCGCGAUCUGUAACGUGACAUUUGAACAGAGUACUAAAUCAUGGCAUCAGUCUGUCCCAUGAUCUGUAAUGACCUCCUCCAGCACAUCGACAACAUACCCGAGAGGAGACAUGAAGUUAGGGUCACAAUAGAUCACCUAGACGAUAUGCCAAGCUAUGAGGAGUUCUUCCUGCAGUACCUGUUGCCGAAUCGCCCAUGUGUGAUGUCAGCCAAGUGUACCGAGGGAUGGCGGAGCCGGAGGGAAUGGGUCCAGCAGGGGAGGCCCCACCUAGACUUCUUCAUCAGCCAUUUUGGCUCUGCAACAGUUCCUGUGGCAGACUGUAGCCAGGAGAAGUUCUCCUCACACCCGAAGGAGGAGAUGUCAUUGAAGGAUUACUUCAAGUACUGGAAGGAACAAACAGCGUCACCUGGCGCGAAGUGUUUGUACCUGAAAGACUGGCACUUCAACAGGGAAUUCCCUGAAUACAAAGCUUACACCACUCCUGUAUAUUUUCGGUCAGACUGGCUCAAUGAAUUCUGGGACACUCGUACAGAUGAGAGGGAUGACUAUCAGUUUGUCUACAUUGGUCCCAAGGGAUCCUGGACCCCACUCCACGCUGACGUGUUCCGGUCAUACAGCUGGUCAGCUAACAUCUGUGGACGGAAGAAGUGGAUCUUCUUUCCACCAGGAGAAGAAAAGUGCCUGACUGAUGUGUUUGGUCAGCUGGUGUAUGAUGUCACAUCCAGCGAGCUUGCUGACCAGUCCAGAUAUCCCAGCUACAAGCACCUGCAACACCGCCUUGAGGUCUAUCAGGAAGAAGGGGAGAUAAUCUUUGUCCCAAGUGGCUGGCAUCACCAGGUGUUCAAUGUGGAAGACACUAUUUCCAUCAACCACAACUGGCUGAACGGAUGUAACAUAGACAUCUGCUGGGCACACAUCCAGCAGUGUCUCCGAGAAGUACAGAAGGAGAUUGCAGAUUGUCGCGACAUGGACGGAUGGCAAGAGCAGUGUCAGUUGAUCCUGAAGGCCAGCAGCGGCAUAAACUACAUCGAGUUCCUCUCCUUCCUCACCACCAUCGCCCAGCAUCGGCUCCACGCUCUCUCCAGGCUCCAUGUGGCUCCAACACCUCUCAGUGAAACUGAUUCAUUAUGUACAGAAAAGACAAACUGUGUUACAAAUGUGACCACAAGUGUGAUAAAUUCUGCUGAUCAAGCAACUAAUUCUGUGAUAAAUUCUGCUGAUCUGGCAACUAAUUCUGUGAUAAAUUCUGCUGAUCUAGCAACUAAUUCUGUGAUAAAUUCUGCUGAUCUAGCAACUAAUUCUGUGAUCAAUUCUGCUAAUGUAGCAUCUGACUCAGUGAUGAAUUCUGCUGAUUGGAACUCUGUGAUACAAAGUGACAUCCACAAAGACAGCAAUGACUCCAAGAAAAUACUUGCCACAAGUGCUGGUGAGCCAUACCAGUCAGAAAAUUCACAAAGUUCGUACCCCAGUGAAAACAAUACAAGACAACCAACAAAUUCACCCACCAGUAGUGGGGGCACAACACAUUGUACAGAAACAACAGACAUUCAUGGUAUUGAGACAAGCGGAGCUCCUAGGCAGAUCAACAGUGCUGGUACAGGGUUCACAGAUAGCAAUGUCAAUCUGGACCUACUUCCCAUCUCAUGUGACACUGAUGAUACUAAGUCACAGUUCGCUGAUGCACACUGGCGGUACUGUAACACUGCCCACGCCAAAUUUGAUUUAAUGCAACUCCGAGAUGCAUUGACAGAUAUUUUGUCAGCACCUGAGAUGUCUGUGCUGGAAGCAGGUCCCCACAUGGACCUUGCAAACCAGGUCCUGAGACAAAUAAAGAUUUUAUGUGGGUAUUCAUGGUCUUUGUAUCCUUGUGGAUCACUUUCUGGUAUCCUGUGA
Molecule: messenger RNA, 1949 nt
Organism: Haliotis rubra (blacklip abalone)
Lineage: Eukaryota; Metazoa; Mollusca; Gastropoda; Lepetellida; Haliotidae
Product: 2-oxoglutarate and iron-dependent oxygenase JMJD4-like
Exons: 8
Coding region: 96-1949 (617 amino acids)
Biological process (GO): negative regulation of gene expression; positive regulation of translational termination; protein hydroxylation
Cellular component (GO): cytoplasm; nucleus
Molecular function (GO): sequence-specific DNA binding; histone H4R3 demethylase activity
Source: RefSeq, a predicted model, not a curated record